This is a messenger RNA of Staurois parvus, 2022 nucleotides long. Lineage: Eukaryota; Metazoa; Chordata; Amphibia; Anura; Ranidae. The record is from the annotation of a GenBank genome assembly.
AUGCCUUCCUACACAGUCACUGUAACCACAGGCAGCCAAUGGUUUGCUGGCACAGAUGAUUACAUUUAUAUCACUCUGAUUGGAUCCAAAGGCUGCAGUGAGAAGAACUUACUGGACAAACCUUUCUACAAUGAUUUUGAAAGAGGGGCGGUAGAUUCCUAUGAUGUCACCGUAUCAGAAGAUCUUGGAGAGAUUCAGCUAAUAAAAAUCGAGAAACAUAAAUACUGGUAUAAAGAUGACUGGUACUGUCGACACAUCACAGUAAAGACUCCUGCGGGAGACUACUUGGAGUUCCCUUGCUACAGGUGGAUCAGCAACGAUAAAGAAAUUGUUCUUCGUGAAGGGACAGCAAAACUGGUCACACAGGAUAUAACACAGACCCACAAACAACACAGGAGGAAAGAACUGGAAGACAGGCAAAAACAAUACAGGUGGAAGGAAUGGCAUCCUGGUUUUCCACUGAGUAUUGAUGCUCACUGUCAUAGUGACUUGCCCCAUGAUAUUCAGUUUGACAGUGAAAAGGGUGUUGAUUUCAUCUUGAACUAUACCAAAGCGAUGGAAAACCUGUUUGUGAACAGCUUCAUGCACAUGUUCCAGUCUUCAUGGAGUGACUUUGCAGAUUUUGAAAAGAUCUUUGUCAGAAUUAGCAAUACAAUAUCAGAAUAUGUCAUGCAGCAUUGGCGGGAAGACUUCAUGUUUGGAUACCAGUUUCUUAAUGGCUGCAAUCCAGUUAUGAUACAAAAAUGCACCAAAAUACCAGAAAAUUUUCCUGUAACACAUGAAAUGGUAGAAGAAAGUCUUGAGCGGAAACUAACACUUGAACAGGAAAUUGAGCUUGGAAAUAUCUUCAUAGUUGAUUACGAACUUCUCGAUGGCAUCUCUGCUAACAAAACAGAUCCCUGCACCAUUCAAUAUAUUGCUGCACCCAUCUGUUUGUUGUACAAAAAUCUUGAGAACAAGAUUAUGCCGAUUGCUAUUCAGCUGGACCUGAAACCAAUAAAAAAUCCAAUUUUUUUGCCAUCCGAUGCACAAUAUGAUUGGUUGUUAGCCAAGAUAUGGGUCAGAUCAUCAGAUUUCCAUAUCCAUCAAACAGUGUCCCAUCUCCUGAGGAGUCAUCUCCUAACAGAAGUUUUUGCCAUUGCCAUGUAUCGGCAGCUACCAGCUGUUCACCCUGUUUUUAAGCUGCUGAUACCUCAUGUGAGAUUCACUAUAGCAAUCAAUACAAAGGCACGGGAACAGCUCAUUUGUGAAUGUGGUCUGUUUGACAAGGCCAAUGCUACAGGAGGUGGUGGACAUGUCGAGCUGGUACUGCGAGCCAUGAAGGAAUUCACUUUUGAGUCUCUUUGUUUACCAUCUGCAAUAAAGAUGAGAAAAAUGGAAAACAAGGAAGAGAUCCCAUAUUAUUUCUACAGAGAUGAUGGAAUGAAGGUCUGGGAUGCCACACUGAACUUUGCAAAAGAUGUGGUGGAUAUUUACUAUGACAGCGAUAAGACUGUGUCUGAAGACAGCGAACUUCAAGCAUUUGUGAAGGAUGUUUAUGUCUAUGGACUGCGGGACAAUGAGGCUUCUGGUUUUCCAAAAACUCUCAAGACUAAAGAAAUGUUGGUUGAGUAUCUCACACUUGUCAUCUUCACCGCAUCUGGGCAGCAUGCUGCAGUUAAUUUUGGCCAGUAUGACUGGUGCUCUUGGAUUCCAAAUUCUCCUCCCACAAUGCGCUGCCCCCCACCUACUAACAAAGGAGAGGUUACAAUAGAGUAUAUCAUUGAAUGUUUACCAGACAGAGGACGGUCAUGCUGGCAUCUUGGAGCUGUAUGGGCACUGAGUCAGUUUCAGGAUAAUGAGUUAUUCCUAGGAUUCUACCCUGAUGAGCAUUUUGUUGAGAAACCAGUAAAGAAAGCAAUGGCCAAAUUCAGGAAGAACCUUGAAGACAUCAUCAGUUUCAUCCAAGACCGAAACAAGAACAAGAAGUUGCCAUAUUAUUAUCUUUCUCCUGACAGGAUCCCUAACAGCGUUGCUGUUUGA